CAGAUUCCAAUUGGUGAGUCACUGGCUAACCAGUCCUGCAGGUCUAGGAGGGUAUAAGAGCGGGAGGGAGCGGCCCGGCAGCAGUCGCCUGCAGUGAUCCUUCGGAACUCCUGCCCCUGGUCAGUAGCUGUAAGUCCGAUCUCCUCCACCCCACCAUGACUAGGGGCUUGGAGCUAGCACCACUGCUGCUGCUGGGGCUGCUGGCGGUGGUGACCCACUUUUGCGCUGCACAGAUGAGCAGCUGCACAUGCCCCACCAACAAGAUGACCGUCUGCAGCUUAGAUGGCCCAGGUGGCAGCUGCCAAUGCCGGGCGAUCGGUUCACAGAUGUUAGUCAACUGCACCACGCUGACUUCCAAGUGCCUGCUGCUCAAGGCGCGCAUGAGCGCCGGGAAGAGCGGCCGCAGCCUGGUGAAGCCUAGUGAGCAUGCGAUCCUGGACAAUGAUGGCCUCUACGACCCAGAAUGCGACGACAGGGGCCGCUUCAAGGCACGCCAGUGCAAUCAGACCUCGGUGUGCUGGUGUGUAAACUCGGUGGGUGUGCGCCGCACAGACAAGGGCGACCUGAGCCUGCGCUGCGACGAAGUGGUGCGCACCCACCACAUCCUCAUUGAGUUGCGCCACCGCCUGGCCGACCGAGCCUUCAACCACUCUGACCUGGACUCCGAGCUGCGGCGGCUCUUCAAGGAGCGCUACCAGCUGCGCCCCAACUUUCUGACAGCCGUGCACUACGAGGAGCCCAUUAUCCAGAUUGAGCUGCGACAGAAUGCGUCGCAAAAGAGCCUGGGAGACGUGGACAUAGCUGAUGUGGCCUACUACUUCGAGAGGGACAUCAAAGGGGAGUCGCUGUUCUCUGGCCGCCGCCGCCUGGAUGUGCAGGUGCGUGGGGAGCCCCUGCAUGUGGAGCGGAUGCUCAUCUACUACUUGGACGAGAAGCCCCCCCAGUUCUCCAUGAAGCGCCUCACCGCCGGCCUCAUCGCUGUCAUUGCUGUGGUUGUAGUAGCCCUAGUGGCCGGCGUGGUCGUUUUGGUGGUCACCAAUCGGAGGAAGUCAGGAAAGUACAGAAAGGUGGAGCUGAAGGAGCUGGGGGAGAUGAGAAGCGAACCUAGCUUGUAGAUGCCCAGCAGGUCCUGGGCUUCCACAUCAUCCCAGACCAGCAUGAGUUGGCCCGUUGAUUCUUGGCCAGGAGGUAAUUUUCCUCCCAGCUCUGACCUUUUACUUCUCUAUCCACAAACAAAUUCGCUAGAUGCUGAGUUCAGGUUACCUCCUCGCCUUUGGUCUUGAAGGAAGCAUUUCUGAAAUUCCUUGUCCAGUCAAUAGAGACCUGACCACAGAGUUAAGCAAAGGCUGGCUAGGUGGCUUAGUUAAGGAGCAAAUGCCAGGCAGCCCAGAGUUGUUUCCCAGUGACUUGAAUCCACCUAAAGACUUUCAUGGGUUGAAAUGGGAAAGCAGUGUUUGUACCGUUGUGGGUUGACAUCCAUCGGCUCCCUGCCUUCCCCAGAGAAGAGAAGCUCACUAAUUGAGCCUGUGCAGUGUCCUUCUUCGUCGGCCGUCGUUUGUGCGGGAGGAAAAGGCCUUUCCAAUAUCUGAAUACAUUUUAAAUGUCUCUGUUGGACUGCGUCUAUUCUUCUGCCUGCCCUUGAUGUAGCUGAUACUAGUACUGUUUUCUUUUGUAAAAUGUUUGUACAGAUGCGUCUUUAAUAAUGCUGCUGUUUUUUAAGCAACAACUCGAGUUUAA
Molecule: messenger RNA, 1737 nt
Organism: Peromyscus californicus insignis
Lineage: Eukaryota; Metazoa; Chordata; Mammalia; Rodentia; Cricetidae
Gene: Tacstd2
Product: tumor associated calcium signal transducer 2
Exons: 1
Coding region: 156-1115 (319 amino acids)
Biological process (GO): positive regulation of stem cell differentiation
Cellular component (GO): membrane; nucleus
Source: RefSeq, a predicted model, not a curated record